GCUCCAGGCUGGACUGGAUCGUAGAAGACUCCGCUUCAACAGUCAGCCAGGCAGUCGGAAAGUCACACACAACUCCCAUAUUUUCAGUACUCAAAGACGAUUGUUUUUGAAAACUAAAUUUUAAGCAGAACAAAACAUUUCUAAUCAUGGAGGCAGAUCUGGCGUUUCUCAUAGACGCCUUGUCCACGCCGAACACCCCGCUGACGCGGCCCUACAGCGCGGAGCAGCUCCAGGAGAUACGCGACUCCUUUGUUUCGCUACAGCGACUGCUGCGCCACAACCCCUUGCCGGUGGAAGAGGAGCCCGAGUCGUCCUUGCGCAUGCCGCGCUCCAAGGCUGGCGGCAGCCUGGCCGUCGCCAGGGAAGCCCUCGAAGAGUCGCCUGAGUCCAGCGGCAGGGAGCGCAAGGAGACCGUGAGCGAGAUAAUCCGCGGCAGCGACACGUUCAGCAUCUGGAGCCUCGACACGGACACCUACGAGACGAGACGGUCCCUGAGCUCGGACGUGAUCGUGACCCGGCGGCAGACGUGCACCUCCACGGUCUCCUACAGCACGCCCGUGGAGCUGGUCUGGAGCAACAGUGGCUACAAUUCGGAGAGCACGGACAGCGACACGACCAUCACGCCGGACGGGCACAGGUACAGUCUCCGCAAGUAGCCCGCUCCCGCGAUGUCCAUUUGUCAAAAUUCGUUUGCCCAAAUAUAAACUACACUGUGCAACGGG
Messenger RNA from Drosophila miranda, 722 nucleotides. RefSeq lists its product as uncharacterized. NCBI's taxonomy places the organism in Eukaryota, Metazoa, Arthropoda, Insecta, Diptera, Drosophilidae. Bases 147 to 656 code for a protein of 169 amino acids. The record is from RefSeq and is a predicted model, not a curated record. The transcript has a single exon.